UCGAACUGUCUCAUUGUCUAUGGUUUAGUUACAUUUUCCGUGUGGUGGUCGAUUUAUCAAUAUUUUUCCUAUAUUUUUGUUUUCGGAAUAUAGGCGGGAACCUGUUGUCUUCAAUAAAACUCACUAACAAUGAGUGUCGAAGAGGAUAUUAUGAAAAUACAAAAGAAAUUGACAAAAAUGAUUUCUGCGGAUGGCACGGGCCAGGAAGAAGCAUUGGAUCUGCUGAAAGCUUUACAAACCAUGGCUAUAAAUCUGGAUGUGUUGACUAAAACCAGAAUAGGUAUGACAGUCAAUAAUCUUCGAAAAUCCAGCAAGGAUGAAGAAGUGAUAUCUCUAUGUAAAACUUUGAUUAAAAACUGGAAGAAGUUCUUGUCACCAGGCACUCCUGGUAAAGAUAAUGGCAGCUCCUCAAAAUCUAAAAAAGAAGGCAAAGAUAAAGAUAAAAAAGAUGAUAAGGAAAAAGACAAGAAGUUGCCGGCUUCAUUUCCACCUCAAAACAAUACCACUGAUGCUGUAAGGCUGAAGUGUAGGGAACUUCUCACACAAGCUCUUAAAGUUGAUGGUGAAAACCCAAACGCAUGUGGGAGCCCUGAGGAACUUGCUGAAGAAUUAGAGGAAUGCAUUUAUGCUGAGUUUAAGAAUACUGACAUGAGAUACAGAAACAGGGUAAGGUCAAGAGUAGCCAAUCUGAAAGAUCCAAAGAAUCCGACAUUGCGUACAAACUUUCUUAAUGGUGUGAUCUCAGCUUCCCGUCUUGCCAAGAUGACUCCAGAGGAAAUGGCCAGUGAUGAAAUGAAGAAGCUGAGAGAGAAGUUCAUUAAGGAGGCUAUUGAUGAUGCUCAGUUAGCCACAGUACAGGGUACAAAAACUGACAUGCUUAAGUGUGGCAAAUGCAAAAAGAAGAACUGUACAUACAACCAGUUACAGACAAGAAGUUCUGAUGAACCUAUGACUACAUUUGUACUUUGUAAUGAAUGCGGGAAUCGCUGGAAAUUCUGUUAAGACUGCUUUUAACCAUCCUAAGGUGACUAGUGUACCCUACUUUAUGAGAUACUGUACUGUAUCAAGUAUAAUAUUACAUUUACGAUGAAUUAUGGUUUCUGUUUUUGCUAUUUUAACACCACCUUACUACUGUCAUUGAGUUUGAAAUCAUGUUUAGUAGGUAAGGUGAUCUUAGUUUAAACUUAAAUAAAUAAAAGAAUCUGCUUUAAGUGAA
Spodoptera litura is the source of this 1216-nucleotide messenger RNA. RefSeq names its product RNA polymerase II elongation factor (gene TfIIS). Gene Ontology annotation, biological process: transcription elongation by RNA polymerase II; DNA-templated transcription. The record is from RefSeq and is a predicted model, not a curated record. Gene Ontology annotation, molecular function: zinc ion binding; nucleic acid binding. NCBI's taxonomy places the organism in Eukaryota, Metazoa, Arthropoda, Insecta, Lepidoptera, Noctuidae. Gene Ontology annotation, cellular component: nucleus.